Molecule: messenger RNA, 718 nt
Organism: Dipodomys spectabilis (banner-tailed kangaroo rat)
Lineage: Eukaryota; Metazoa; Chordata; Mammalia; Rodentia; Heteromyidae
Product: gamma-parvin-like
Exons: 7
Coding region: 235-585 (116 amino acids)
Biological process (GO): cell projection assembly; establishment or maintenance of cell polarity; actin cytoskeleton organization
Cellular component (GO): actin cytoskeleton; focal adhesion; cytoplasm
Molecular function (GO): actin binding
Source: RefSeq, a predicted model, not a curated record
GUCUCCACUUGGUGCCAAGGCUCAGGGGAGACACAGCCCAGCCAGGCCCCAGCCCGGCUUCCCGGGCCCACUCUCUCUUCUUUCCUUCCUCAGAGCACUAGGGGUGGCCUGAAGUCGGAGAAAUCAGUGGAGCAGCUCACUGAAUGCGACACAGACAAGGACGGGCCUGCAAGGGACAUCUUUGAUGAAUUAUUUGCGGCAACUCCAGAGAAAGUGAGCUCUGUGAAAGAGGCUAUGCUGAGUUUUGUCAACCAGAAGCUGGAGCGCCUGGGCCUGUCUGUGCGGGAUCUGGACACCCAGUUUGCAGAUGGAGUCCUUCUGCUCCUGCUGAUUGGACAGCUGGAAGGCUUCUUCCUCCACCUGAAGGAAUUCUUCCUCACUCCCAGCAAUCCUGCAGAAAUGUUACACAACGUUACCCUGGCAUUGGAGCUGCUGAGGGACCAAGGCCUGCUGGGCUACCCCAUCAGCCCCGAGGACAUUGUGAACAAGGACACGAAGAGCAUUUUGCGGGUGCUCCACAGCCUAUUCUCCAAGCACAAGCUGAAAGCAGAUGUGGAUGGGGUGCCCGGUGGAACCCCAAAUUAACAUUGCUGCUCCCCCACCCCAAGCCGGGUCUCAGGACCCACGCUCUGGGCCCCGUGUCCCCCAUCUCCCUCCCAGCCCGGCCGCGUCCCGCGCAGUGAGUGCCUUUGAACCAGGAUGGGUACAUCUGCUGUGA